This is a messenger RNA of Momordica charantia (bitter melon), 2075 nucleotides long. Lineage: Eukaryota; Viridiplantae; Streptophyta; Magnoliopsida; Cucurbitales; Cucurbitaceae. The record is from RefSeq and is a predicted model, not a curated record.
CCCUAAUCUAAACUCAGUAAAAUCUUAAAAGAAUCUUGGAUUUCGAAACCCUAAUCGCAAACAUCUCCCCAAUUCCUCCUUGACCGACAGCUAUUCAAGCGACUCCCACGGCACACUGAGGCGACGGCGGCGAACUUCUUCUUCGGUAACUGACGGCGGCGAACUUCUUCUUCGAUAACCUACGGCUAACCGUUGCCACGACUAUAUCACUGACCUUCGUCUUCUCGUCUUCGUUGGCUAGGGUUCACGAUAACUUCGGCGUUUCUCUCCAAUAUCCCUUCUGUUCCUGUUGAAGAUGGCUACUGCAUCAGGUGCUUUCAAAUCUAGGGAGGAUCAUCGCAAGCAACUUGAAUUGGAGGAAGCACGUAAAGCAGGGCUUGCGCCGGCUGAGGUUGAUGAAGAUGGGAAAGAAAUCAACCCUCAUAUUCCUCAAUAUAUGUCCUCUGCACCUUGGUAUCUUAAUGCUGAGAGACCAAGUUUAAAACAUCAAAGGAAAUGGAAAUCAGAUCCGAAUUAUACAAAAUCUUGGUAUGAUAGAGGCGCAAAAAUACAUCAGGCAGACAAGUACARGAAGGGUGCAUGUGAAAAUUGUGGAGCAAUGACACAUGAUGCAAAGUCAUGCAUGGAAAGGCCCCGAAAGAAAGCAGCGAAAUGGACAAACAUGCACAUAGCACCAGAUGAGAAGAUCGAGACGUUUGAACUAGAUUAUGAUGGAAAAAGAGAUCGUUGGAAUGGUUAUGAACCAGCAACCUAUGGUCGUGUCAUUGAGAGUUAUGAAGCUAGAGAUGAAGCAAGGAGAAAAUUUUUGAAAGAACAACAACUUAAAGAAUUGGAAGGGAAAAAUAAUAAGCAGAGUGAGGAUGCUGCUGAAGUUAGUGAUGAAGAUGAGGAUGAAGAUGAUUUGAAGAUUGACGAGGCAAAGGUUGACGAAAGUAAACAAAUGGACUUUGCAAAAGUUGAGAAGCGUAUUCGCACGAUGGGUGGUGGAAGCACAGGAACUGUAAGGAACUUGCGUAUUCGAGAGCAUACAGCAAAAUAUCUUUUAAAUCUUGAUGUCAAUUCAGCGCAUUAUGAUCCCAAAACUCGGUCCAUGCGGGAAGAUCCUCUUCCUGAUGCUGAUCCAAAUGAGAAAUUUUAUGGAGGUGAUAAGCAAAACAGAAUCAGUGGGCAGGCUUUGGAUUUCAAGCAACUCAAUGUGCAUGCUUUGGUAGCAUAUGACAAUGGUCAAGAUAUCCAUCUGCAAGUUGCUCCAUCACAAGCUGAACUUCUAUAUAAGAACUACAACGUUAUUAAAGAGAAGUUGAAGUUACAUACAAAGGAUGCUAUUAUGGAGAAGUAUGGGAAUGUGGCUGCCGAGGAAAAUCUGCCUCAGGAACUUUUACUGGGACAGAGUGAGAGGCAAGUUGAAUAUGACCGUGCUGGCAGAAUUGUUAGAGGCCUGAUGAUUUUCUGAAACAUAACAAGCCGAGUGAGGAUGUUGAAGUUAGUGAUGAAGAUGAUUUGAAGGUUGACGAGGCAAAGGUUGACGAAAGCAAACAAAUGGACUUUGCAAAAGUUGAGAAGCGUGUUCGUACGAGGGGUGGUGGAAGCACGGGAACUGUAAGGAACUUGUGUAUUCAAGAGGAUACAGCAAAAUGUGUUUUAAAUCUUGAUGUCAAUUCUGUGGAUUAUGAUCCCGAAAACUCAGUCCAUGCGUGAAGAUCUGAUCCAAACGAGAAAUUUUAUGGAAAUCAGUGGGCAAGGUCUGGAUUUCAAGAAACUCAAUGUGCAUGCAUUUGACAAAGGUGAAGAUAUCCAUGUGCAAGCUGCUUCAUCACAAGCUGAACUUGUCUAUUUUUGUUUGUUCAUGGGUGCAUGUGGAUUGGGGGAGUGAGUCAAAGUGGAUAAGAAAAUGUCUGUUACAAUUUUGUUACAAUUUUGAAAAUGCAUGUUUGAUUGGCUGUAUUAGCCAUUAUGUUAGGAUCCGGUGAUCCACUUUUGGAAAAAUAUGUCUAUGAUAUUGUGAAGUUUUUGACAAUAAAUGUAUCUCUAAAAUUUAUCAUUCAUUAGGCCUAUCCAAUAAUACUUUGUUUUAA